Molecule: messenger RNA, 2173 nt
Organism: Toxorhynchites rutilus septentrionalis
Lineage: Eukaryota; Metazoa; Arthropoda; Insecta; Diptera; Culicidae
Product: sphingosine-1-phosphate phosphatase 2-like
Exons: 6
Coding region: 133-1377 (414 amino acids)
Biological process (GO): sphingosine metabolic process; phospholipid dephosphorylation
Cellular component (GO): endoplasmic reticulum membrane
Molecular function (GO): sphingosine-1-phosphate phosphatase activity
Source: RefSeq, a predicted model, not a curated record
UGUCAAACCGGCUAUCAUUCAGCGGGGUUGUUUACUGGGCAAUGUUUUGGAUAGAAUCGAUCGCUAUAUUCCUCUUGUGCUGUUGUGUUGGUUUUUGUUUUUGGUAUUCAAAAUAGGUAACCUCGGUACCAAAUGCAUUCACUGAUGGAAUAUUUGAAAAGUCCUGAGUUGGUGGUCCGAGUUCAGGAAUUUUUUGGCAUCGAGUAUUUGCGCAAGGAUCAAGGCAAAAUCGAUUCGACGACAAACAACGGUAAUCUUCCGUCUUCUGCAGCGAAAAAGCGAACAAUCAAUGAGGAUGUUGCUAGAAGUAGUGAAAGCGAUAGCAAUGAUAGUUCCGAUAGGAAAUCGGACGACAUCAGUAAUAAUGGCAAGCCUUAUCGAGUGACCAAGAAAUUUUGGUACUACUUAUUCAUCAUCGGAACGGAGCUCGGUGAUGAGAUCUUUUAUGCAACUUUCAUCCCGUUUUGGUUUUGGAACAUUGAUAGUGCCGUGGGUCGGCGAGUAGUUAUGGUUUGGUCGGCAGUCAUGUAUGUUGGUCAGAGCCUGAAGGAUGUGAUUAGAUGGCCCCGUCCAGGUUACCCAGCCAGUAGAUUGCAGAAGAAAUGGUCCCUCGAAUAUGGGAUGCCUUCGACCCAUGCGAUGGUCUCGGUGGCAAUUCCUUUCUCCGUUCUCAUUUACACUUACGAUAGAUACGUUUAUUCCUUACCAGCUGGUUUGGCAUUCGCUCUGAUCUGGUGUGCGGUCAUCUGCGUUAGCAGAGUUUAUUUGGGAAUGCACAGCGUAUUGGAUAUCAUUGCAGGUUUAGCGCUAGUUGUAUCAUUGAUGAUACCGCUUAUCCCUAUUGUGGAUACAUUAGACUAUGUAAUUGUAACGGGUCGCUGGUCGCCAAUAUUUGUGUUAUUUUUCUCCAUUAUGCUGAUAGUGUUUUAUCCAGAUUCAGGGGUUUGGACACCAACGAGGGGAGACACAGCCCUAACGGUGAGCGUUUGCGCGGGGAUCGAAGUCGGCGCAUGGCUACACUACAUGUUGGGUGACUUCAGCUCACCUCCGAGUCCACCGCCAUACGAAAUCAUCUGGCCAUCAUAUGCGAUGCUGGGAAUGCUGUUACUUCGUACCGUGCUUGGACUGUGCUGCAUUGUGGCCACCCGAGCCUUUGGAAAAUCGAUUUCCUAUGCGUUCGUGUGCUUUUUGCUUGGCCGUAACAAAAACGAGUUGCGCCAGUCGGAAGAUACGUUGGAGAACAAGAACAAAAUCAUCGUUGAGUUGAGCUAUAAGUUUUUCACCUGUGCAAUGAUCGGAUUUAACACACAAUUCUUGCUGCCAAAUGUGUUCAAGCUCCUACGGAUCGGGCGACCGGAUUUUUAUACGGAAAUUUGAAGAUGAAGACGAGUGAGAGUAGAAUAAUAUUGUUGACAUUCCAGCCGGCAAUGAUUUAAGUUGUUAAUACAAAUAGGUAAAUUUGUAGAUCUAUAACAUAUCUUAUGGAAAUCAACGAAUUAGGUCCGAUUAGAACAAUUUUCCUUAUAUGAACAUUUUCAUAGUUAUUUCAACGAACUUAAGACUUUAGUAUCAUGGUUUGAUUACAACCCACAAAAUUAUAUUAUUUGAAUUCAAAUAAUGAGAUCUGAAAAUGUUUCCCAUUAAAAUUUGUUUCUAUGUUUUAACUAGAUUUAACCUGAAAAUAGCAUAAAUCACAAUCGUCACGUUUGAUCACUCCCUCUCAGUAAUAUGCAAAUUGAUAGCACAUAGGUUGUGUUUUAAGAACCAAGAAAAUCUAAACUCAGUUGAGAACAAUUACUACACUAUUCUACUUGAAUUAAUAUUACAAGUUAAAUCCAGCCCUGUUUCCAACUCAAUACUAAAUAACAUUAAAAAUUACAAAUCGCUCAUUCCAAUGCCACGACCUGGCCAACAAUUUGGUUCAUGAUACGAAUGAUGGAACAAAUUGUGUCCCAAACUAAUUGACUAAUUGAAAUAUCAAUUUACACGAACAUACAGAACAUCAACUCCUCUCUAGUCCAUAAAGUUUUAAGUAGAAUGCCUAGGAAACACUAACAUAACAAUAUCCUUAUAGUAUAAAACAGAUUCGCUAAGGCAGUAAUUUAUUGGGCCUCGGCCGUUGCACAAAUCAUUUUUGUACGAGCGAUAUUUAAACACUUUUGAAUACAAUUUG